Molecule: messenger RNA, 3818 nt
Organism: Drosophila innubila
Lineage: Eukaryota; Metazoa; Arthropoda; Insecta; Diptera; Drosophilidae
Gene: Atg101
Product: autophagy-related protein 101
Exons: 2
Coding region: 73-729 (218 amino acids)
Biological process (GO): autophagosome assembly; autophagy
Cellular component (GO): phagophore assembly site
Source: RefSeq, a predicted model, not a curated record
UGAUGAACCAGAAACCACACCAAAGAAAUCUGUUCUGUAACCACCACAAAAUUAAGCGAAUCAACUUCUAGAAUGAACGCCCGCUCCCAAGUAUUUGAUCUAACAAUGGAGGGUCGACAGGUGGACGAAGCGGUUGCUAGUAUCUUUCACACAGUGCUCUUCCACCGCUGUUUAGGAAAAUAUAUGUAUACGGGAGAUGCACAAUACUCAAUUGGCACUGUGGGGUAUUCAGAUGUUGACUGUGAUUUUAUUGAUUUCACCUACGUUUGCUGCACAUCGGAUAGCCUUUCGCGCAAGGUGAAGCGCGCCAUUAAUCUAUUUAGCGAAAAGCUACGAUCAAAUGAAAGCUGUGGCUCCGGCCAGAUUAGUUUGGAGUUCUUUCAGAAAAAGAAGAAUCGCUGGUUAUUUCCACAGGAGUCCAUACCUUGGGAGGUUUGGACCGUGCAUCUGGAUUUAAUCAAGCAUGAGACCGAUGAUGAGCGUCAGCUUUGUCGCGAAAAUGUUUCUGAUAUGCUGACUGAAAAGGUUAUAUACAUAACGGAACUUAUGAAUAGACAUGACUAUGUGCCAAAGACUCCUAGCCAAAGUGAGCUUGAUUUGAUAUUUGACACUUCGUUUCCCGACGUGCAGCCAUAUUUGUUUAAAUUCGAUUAUUCCACAUCUGGAUCGACGGCAUCCUCAAUGGGAAAUGCCAUGAAAAAGAUAAUUAAAGAGACACUCGCAAUGUAACCGACCGACAGUGAGCAAGAUUAUGUUUACUUAAGUGGUCCACCUUUCUACCACCAUACACCAUACGCCUUUCUGUUUUCAGCGAUAGUCAAGUUCCCUCAAAUGCUGUUAUGUACUGUACCCCCUGAAAAUUGCAACUCAGUUUCUAGAGUCAUCUUGUAAAACUUAUGCUAUUUCUGGCCCAUCACAGAUUAACUGUCAUAAUAAGGUUAUGCUAAGUGAGGGUAAUUUUGUAUUCUUUGUGAUUUUUGUAUGUCCAUAGCUUUCAAUUUGGUUUCGAAACUCCUGAAUCUAGAUCAACGUUGCUCUACCACAGGUUAACUUCCAAACAAUUUUAAUUGUUGGACACCACUUAUAAUACAGGAGCUUAAAAACAAGUCAAAAUUGUUUUCCGUUGCACCCUACUCUAUAUAUAUAUAUAUUUUUUAUCAGCAUCUAAAGCAGUUUCAGCUUGGUCUGUCUGCAUUAGUAUCGAUAUUAGAGACUAUUAGGGAAAAAGUCAAAAUUUGAUAAAACUGCAUCUGUUUUAUCGUUCAAAGCUUAUUGGUCAAGUAAAAGUUAAUUUCAAAUGCAUUUUAAUGAGAAGUAAAUUCAGUCAGUGACAGGAAUUUGAUCACCUGUCGGGUAUUUGCUAUUCUUACGAGGGCAUGAUUCAGAAUAUUUGUAUUUUUUUACGGUAGACUUAUUUUAUGAAACAUUUUUAGUAUUUCUAACAUAUAUAAUUAAAAAUUAAAUGGAAAAUCUGCACGGAUAAUUUAUAGAGUGUACAGACGUACCAGAGAUCUGCAGCGGUCCACCGCAACUACUAGUGUUGUUCGGUGGUUUUCACUCGUUUCUUUUUCUACUGAUUUGUAUGCAGUGCCUGAACUGUGCGUCACAUUUUGAGUUGGCAUAUUUUCGAUAUACAAGCAUGUACUGCACAAAAAGUGUGUGUAGAAAAACUACGCUUACAAUUUGAUUUUUAUAAAAUGAAUUAAGAAAUAUUAAAGCAUCAACAGAAUAUUGAUCUUGUCUCCCAAUAUUCUAUAAAUUUGUCUACUUAAUUUCGCUAAUCUGCGUCAAAACAUCGCAGGAGAAAAAUUAAGCAAGACAUAAUAACGGAACUGGAGUCGCAAUAUUUUGAGCGAGUAAAUUUUUGUGCAUGCGUUCAGGCACCGCGUAUUUUCUAUUUGCUUCAUCCACAUAUUCGUUUCGUAUGCGGUGUUUAAGCAACGCAACCUCAUUCAAGGCGGUGCUUCUACCACCACCAUCGCAAAAAAGAUGAGUUCAUUAUUGGUGUCGAAAACAGCCACCGGUGCAGAUCUCUGAUACGCACCAUAUAUCUUUCAAUACGCGUAUUUUUUAUACUUAAAGCAGGGAAUAAUACCUGAAUUAGUAACGGAACAGUUAACCGAAAUUAGCAGUAACCGUAACCGAACAAAAUUCUUUUUCAUGUACAGAAAAGCAAAAAGUUUACUGUUAUGGUUUUCUUCUGUAUGUAAUAAAUUUUCCUUUAUAUUAAAAUUUUUUUUAAAUUUAUAUUAGAUUAAUUGUAUUGAUUUAUAUAUACAUAUGUAUAUAUUAUUUUUUGUUUAGCAUUUUAAAAUUGUAUUGAUCUAUCGGUAUAUACCCAUGCUAUUACCGGAACCGAAAUAGAACCUUUUACCAAAGUAAUCAUUUCGGAACGUACCGAAACCGUUAUUUGUUUUGGUUCAAAGUCGCAAAAUUCGAUAUAUACAUACUUACCUAUGUGUGUGUCUGGUAACAUAGGAGGGUGUGUGUGUGCAUGAACGUCUGUAUAUAUAUGUGUGUGAGUGUGUGAGUUGAUGUAUACAAAAUUUAUUUUUGGAAAAUUUCAUAGCUUUUUUGUACAACACAGGGUGAAUUUACGAUAUGUCAGAUAUUAAAUUUACAGUAAUAAAUGACUACAAGCAAAUUUUAUGUGUAGUUUUUUUUGUCGAAUAAUAUAUUUAGGGUGUUUAUUAGAGUGGGUCAAUUUGUAUGGAGUAAAAAAAUGCACAAAGCGGUUAUGAAAAUCGUUAUCUAUGAUAAAUUCUAAGGGAAAUUCCCAAGAAACCAUGGGUGUUCAAUCAAUAUUGAGCUUCAAAUUUUUAACGCAGAGGAAAUACCUGUUUCAUAUAUUGGGAAUUGGCAGUUAAGUGGAACUUACCUCUAAAACAAAUAAGAUUAAAAACCCAAAUAGAGGACAAUUUAUGAUGAAUUUAGAGAUAAAAAUAAGUUGGCGAUCUCCCUCAAUUGAAUUUUAAAAUUAAAGCAAAAUCAACCUUUUUACUGAAUCUUUUAAGAAACUUGACAAAAGAGCUAAUGUUUAAAACUUAACUUAAAAAAAACUAGUUAAGACCACUAACUAAUUCUUAUCUCUAAAUUUAUCAUAAUUCUUUCUGGGGUUUUUUUUUUUGUGUGUUUAGAGGCAAGUUUUUACCUAACAGACAAUUAAAAAUAUAUGAAAUACGUAUAACUACUUCGUAAAAAGAGGAAGCUCGAUAUUGAUUUUAGACCCAUGGUUGCUUAAGCAAUUCUUUUUAGAAUUCGUCGUAGAUUACGAUUUUUAUACCCGCUUUGUCGCGAAAAAAUUGACCCACUCUAGUGUUUAUAUAUAAAUUCAUAAAACUGAAUUGGAAAAAAAACAUAUUUACAAUUUAGCGAUGAAGAAUGCAUGAUGAAGCUCAACAUAAUCAAUGAAAAAUGUAAAAUAGCGGAGAAAUUUUUAUUUCGGAAACACAUAUAUAUUUUUUUUUAACUUUGAAAUUAUAAUUUAUAAAAAGGAAUGACAGAGUUUUAACUUAGGUGUCCAAAUCGUAAAUUUCCAAGCUCGUGUGCUUGAAAAUAAGGUUUAAUGUGUGCUUUUUGAACCACUGCCCUAUAAUGAUCCGUGCACAUUUUCCAAUUUUUCGGAUGCUAUCUUGUUUCUUUACUUAUGUUCUACCAAUCGUUUUUUUUUUUUGGCCAAAUUGGCUUAAUUUUAAUGUAAACCGACGUGUUAAAAUUAUAAUUUGCAAUUAAAAUCUUUUGAACCAUGAAAUAGUUGACACAAAUGCACUCAUGAAAUUUAAAUAUUUGUGGGCCCAACAUUUUGUGUCAGCCUUAGC